UUGACGCAUUUUCCGUCGAGAAGGUGGAGAACGAGGUUCGGUAUUCCUCCUGUCUCUCCUCAUUCCCUAUCUUUCUUUCGUUCGCUCGUUUCCUUUCGCGCACCCUCUUCCGCCUGGACCGCACUCGACUCGGCGGCAGAUUCAAUUUGCGCGCGUGCCACCCGGGACGAGAGAAUCUAUGAUUUGCCAGUGAUUUUCGUGGAUCAAGGACUGCCGUUUUUCGUAUUGCGAUUUAUUUGCGAAUCGCGGGAGCUUACGUCAGUGAUUUCUUCGAAGACGAACGACUCCUGCCUCUCAGAUAUGGCUCAGACUUAUAAUCAGAAGAGAAAUGUGUACAGCAUCGAUCAGAUAUUGGGUCACGCUAAGGACGAAGACCACGCGACGUCGUCUGACGCUGUGGUUGAUGGUGGCGAUACGGAGCUCGGUCACCUGAGCGAUCAUCAGAUCAACGACGCGCUGCACGAUCCCUUGAAUCUGGGUGAAUCCGACCGACCGCGCAAGGUGCGAAGAUCGCGAACGACUUUCACGACCUAUCAGCUGCACGAACUCGAGAAGGCCUUCGGGAAUACGCAGUACCCGGAUGUGUUUACCAGGGAGGAGCUGGCGAUGAGACUGGACCUAUCGGAAGCCAGAGUACAGGUGUGGUUUCAAAAUCGACGUGCAAAAUGGCGCAAGAAGGAAAAGGCCUUGGGCAGAGAUACGAGUUUCAUGCACGUCGAGCAAGGAGGUGUUAACGAGCUGUCUCUUCACGCGCGGCUGCUGCAAACGGCCAGCGGCGUUCCCGGCGCGGAUUCCUCGGGCCCGCCGACGGGCGCGUUUCCCUGGUUCAUACCUCCGGUAUUCCCGUCGCCCUGGCCACCGAGCGCGCCCAAGCUGCCGCCGUUGCACGCCCUCCUGUCGCAAUACAUCGGCCUGCCGUUGCCGCAGAACCUGGCGUCCCUCGGCACGAUGCUCCCGGUCGGCCUGAACCCGAGCUCGUCGCUGAACCACAGCAACGUGAACGGUCACUCCCUGGGCGGCCACUUGCACGGACACCCCCUGAAUCUCGGGGUGCAGAGCAUACCGCAGAACCUGAGCUCGAAGAACGACAGGGAGGAGGAUUCGGCGUCGUCCGACGACGAGAUCAGGAAGCAGAGCGCGGAAGUGCUGAGAGUGAAGGCGGAAGAGGCGCUACGCAAGGCGGACAAUUAACUGUGAGAGCUUACGGAUUUUUGUAAAUAAAAAGGAACCUUCUCGGUUCACCCGAAAGAGCCGUUUGAUACCAACGUAAAAUUUUCGCUCGGCCGUAAACACCCGCGAACCUAUAGUAUCCUGUAUGCGUCAGAAGUUUAUUUCGUUUGUCAGGCUGCAAAAGAGUAUGGAUUCGUGUCGUUCGUACAAUUCGGUAGGCACUUUACUACGCGAUGUAUCCCGGAAGGAAACGCUUUUGCCAAUGGGUUCUAAAGUUAAGAAAAAAUAAUAAUAAGAAAAAAAGACUCUCCGUCACAAGAUCUAUUAAAAUUAUUUUUGCAUUUUCUUUCGGGACGCUCUGUAGGACUUGGAUUCGAGUAGUAUGUAUUCCAGUAGAAAACAGACAACAUUUGAUACACAUUUGAAUAUUUGUUGUGACGUAUCGGUCGUAUUGUUAAUUUUGAACAUGUUCGAUCAGCAGCGUAGUCCAAUCGAUAGAUUGUUGAAUUUACACAACUUCAGCGCCAAUUAGAUAUUCGCGCAAGACGCAAUAAUAAGUUUACCAGUCAUUGAUCAAUAAUUAGUUGCUGACUGAAUACACGCGGCCUUUCGACCUAGAGUCAUAGAAACUCGAUUAUUGCAAAUCGGUUUAUUCAAAUAUGUUCUUAAAUAAAAAAACAAACUCACGGCAAACACAAAAAUAUUGGAUUUUGAAUAAUAUAAUAAUGUAACAGAGACUUUAAACGGAAUAACGAAUGUAGUUUCUCCUAUUCAGAAAUAUUCGGAAAUAUUCAGAAAUAUUCAACAAAACUAACAGAACAAUUUGUGUUACUUUUUAAU
This is a messenger RNA of Temnothorax curvispinosus, 2010 nucleotides long. RefSeq names its product aristaless-related homeobox protein-like (gene hbn). Gene Ontology annotation, biological process: regulation of transcription by RNA polymerase II. The record is from RefSeq and is a predicted model, not a curated record. Bases 301 to 1191 code for a protein of 296 amino acids. Gene Ontology annotation, molecular function: DNA-binding transcription factor activity, RNA polymerase II-specific; RNA polymerase II transcription regulatory region sequence-specific DNA binding. Lineage: Eukaryota; Metazoa; Arthropoda; Insecta; Hymenoptera; Formicidae. The transcript is spliced from 4 exons.